CUGUUGGCCACGAGCUCCCCAUGGCUCCGGCCGCCAAAGACUACCGCCUCCCUCCACUGCCCGAGUUUGUCUCGUCCUGGAAUCCAGUUGAUCUCGGCGACCGGUCGAAUAUUCGAUACGAACAUGCCCCGAAUGAUGACGAGGCGGACGAUCACCCCGUCCGGCCUGUAGGGCUGGGGAUCAGCCAGCCCGCCGGCCAUUCGCGGUCGACGAGCUACGAUACAACACAGACAACAGCAACAACACCUGAUCCUGCUUCGUCACGGUUCGUAAACUCCGAGACAAGCCUCUUGGGCGAGCGCGAGCGGUCGCAUUCGCGAGUGCAAUCGCAAUCGCAAUCACAUCUGGUCAAGUGUCCGACUAAGAAGACGAUCGUCCACCGUCGUUUGUCCUGGGUGCCCGCUACGAUCCUCGUGCUCGCCUUCUACUCGACCAUCUUUUCGGGCAUCUAUCUCGUCGUUGCAUUUAUCAAACCUCGGUAUGGCCGCUUCAUUGGUGUUGAUGGGAAACUGGCCGCGUCAACGGCCACUUUGCUAAGCACUCUGUUCGCGAAGACCAUCGAGCUGGCCUACGUGACAGUAUGUGUCGCGUUCCUGGGGCAGGUACUCACGCGACGGGCCAUCACCAAGGGGUCGCGAGGAAUCUCGAUCUCUGAUAUGAGCAUGCGCACUUGGAUCAUGCAGCCGGGGAGUCUGAUCGUUCAUUGGGAGUCUCUGCGCUACUCAGGAUGGACGAUCCUGGGUGCAAUCACGCUGACGGCAACAGUGGUGGCGAUGCUGUACACCACCGCUGCUGAGGCUCUGGUGACCCCGAAGCUGAAAUGGGGCGCAGUCGAGGAGCGCGUCAUCGUCGGCAACGUCUGGACCUCCUUCGCCAACGCUGACUACCUCGCAGAUAACUGCGAGACCCCCGUUGCAAUCCAAGACGAUCUCGAGUUCAGGAACACAACCUGUCUGAACAUGCAGCACGCCGGCCAAGCCUACAAUAACUACCAGUCAUUCAUUAAAGAAUGGGCGUCCAUUGCGGAGGGCAUUCAACCCAGCCCUACCGACGCCGCGUCCCGACCCCGUCCUACCGGGUCUGUCUACGAUAAUACUACAGUCGAGGGCAGCUGGGUCGAUAGAGUGAGCAUAGCGGAUCUGGCAGAGAAAUACGGCCGCAUCGUGCACAACGUUACCGCAGCGAUGCCCCACGGCGGCAUUAUUGGCGCGGCAAACCACCCCGACAACAAGAUUAUCCAGCCAAAGGAUCAAUCAGGAGAGGGUAUGUACGAGCUGGAAGCGUCCGUCCCCUCGCCGGCAGUCAAUGUCCUUUGCGCGGGCAUGAACGCCACUGAGCUCGCACCGAUCGUGUAUAAUGAGUGGCCCAACCACGGCAACUUCAACGCAGUCAGCUGGACGACAAAUGUGCCCGACGACGUCCCCAACAUUGAGCACUGGCACAACCGUACCGUCGUCGACGAUAUCUUCGAGUUUGGGCCAGACUAUCCCGACCAGUACGCGCCUGUCUUCGGCAAGCUGCCCGAAGAGUUUAAUACCAUUGUCAAUGUCACCUCGCCGUACAGUAACGGGGCCAUCUUCCUGCUGGGCGCCAGCCCUAAUGGCACGAAACCAGAGUACUUCCUUUGCAGGCUGAAAGCAAAGCAGUCCACCCGCUGCUCAACCCGCUACAAAGCCACAGCGACCGGGUCACACCUUUACACCGUUUGUAACGAGAACCAGCCGCUGCAAUACGACCUCCGCGUUCCUGAUGCCGUCGAGUCAUGGGCAAACGACUGGAUGUAUAUAGCAUCCGAAUGGUCGUUCACGCUCUCCUUGAACGCCGGCAUUACAGAUGGCGCGGCCGCAAACGCCCGAUUGCUUAUGCAGUUCGCCCCUACAGCGCGCACCUUGAAUCCCAAGCUGCCAACCUUGAGUGAGGCCUUGGCAGUAUUAGCAGGGAACACGCUGCUGAUGGCCUCGGCCAAUGCCCCCUUCGUCCCAUUCUGGAACUACACAAAUACCUACCCAGAAACCAACAUCCUCAAGACCCCUGAAAAACAAUACAUCAAUGCGACACUGCGCGCAAUCGAGUAUGCUUCCGGCGGCACUCAGAAAUGGCAGGGCAUCUUUUACCCAAUCCUGCUCUUUGCAUUCUUCACCAGCGCUCUAUGUCUUGCAUUUAUGCUUCUGGAGAUCCGAGGCAAGCAGAUCACGGAUUUCACAGAGCCACAGAAUCUAUUUGCCCUUGCAAUGAAUAGUCCGUCGACUACGAAGCUGCAGGGCGCUUGUGGAUCCGGCCCGGCUGGGAAGCAGCUCGGGGAACGAUGGCGGAGGAGGGCACGCCCAUGA
Molecule: messenger RNA, 2330 nt
Organism: Aspergillus nidulans FGSC A4
Lineage: Eukaryota; Fungi; Ascomycota; Eurotiomycetes; Eurotiales; Aspergillaceae
Exons: 3
Coding region: 21-2330 (769 amino acids)
Source: RefSeq, a predicted model, not a curated record